GCAGCUAUCUCAAUUUUUCUCACUUAAUCUUGGCUGCACGUCAGAAGCUGUGCAGCAGUGCAGCAGAAUAGGGCCUGGCAAAACCUUUGCGAGCAAAGCGCCUUUUAUGCUGGGACUGUGGCUCACUAUCGACACCUAGUCCAUUUCCAAGGCUGGAUUUCCUAUUGAUUUUCCUCCUCCUUUGCUUCCCCAGGCUCGCGCGGCCGGACAUUGUGGGUGUGCGUGCUGGAUUUCUCCCGGAUGCUCCCCGACUAACAUGGAUGUCCCACCAUCCCUUGCAGUGGAAGGUUGCUCCUUGGCGCAGUGAAUGAAGAACAUGCAGCGAUUGCUAAUGGGUUUGGGAAGCGGAGACUCCUUCCUCUCUCUGUGACCAUGCCUUGAUCGUGUCUGCGGCCAGCACUCGACGCAUCCUCAUUCCUGCCCGAACCGGGAGCCUAACGCUAGAUCGGGGAAGUGGGUGCCGCGCGUGUGGGCACAGAAACACCAUGAAGAUUAUUUCCCUGCUUCUAAGUAAUCCAGUCUUCAAGCGCACCAUUAGACUCCUGCUCUGUUUACUGUGGAUUGGAUAUUCUCAAGGAACCACACAUGUAUUAAGAUUUGGUGGUAUUUUUGAAUAUGUGGAAUCUGGCCCAAUGGGAGCUGAGGAACUCGCAUUUAGAUUUGCUGUGAACACAAUCAACAGAAACAGAACCUUGCUGCCAAAUACUACGUUAACCUAUGACACCCAAAAGAUAAACCUCUAUGACAGUUUUGAAGCAUCCAAGAAAGCCUGUGAUCAGCUGUCUCUUGGUGUGGCUGCCAUCUUCGGGCCUUCACACAGCUCUUCAGCAAAUGCAGUACAGUCCAUCUGCAAUGCUCUGGGUGUUCCUCACAUACAGACCCGCUGGAAGCACCAGGUGUCAGACAACAAAGAUUCCUUCUAUGUCAGUCUCUACCCAGACUUCUCCUCACUCAGCCGUGCCAUUUUAGACCUGGUGCAGUUUUUCAAGUGGAAAACAGUCACAGUUGUAUAUGAUGACAGCACUGGUCUCAUUCGUUUGCAAGAGCUCAUCAAAGCUCCAUCAAGGUACAACCUUCGACUUAAAAUCCGUCAACUACCUGCUGACACGAAGGAUUCAAAACCCUUACUGAAAGAAAUGAAAAGAGGCAAAGAGUUCCAUGUGAUCUUUGACUGUAGCCAUGAAAUGGCAGCAGGCAUUUUAAAACAGGCAUUAGCUAUGGGAAUGAUGACAGAAUACUAUCAUUAUAUCUUUACCACACUGGACCUCUUUGCUCUUGAUGUAGAGCCCUACAGAUACAGUGGUGUUAAUAUGACCGGGUUCAGAAUACUAAAUACAGAAAACACCCAAGUCUCUUCCAUCAUUGAAAAGUGGUCUAUGGAACGGUUGCAGGCACCUCCGAAACCUGAUUCAGGUUUGCUGGAUGGAUUUAUGACG
Galeopterus variegatus (Sunda flying lemur) is the source of this 1436-nucleotide messenger RNA. RefSeq names its product glutamate receptor ionotropic, kainate 2. Lineage: Eukaryota; Metazoa; Chordata; Mammalia; Dermoptera; Cynocephalidae. Gene Ontology annotation, molecular function: kainate selective glutamate receptor activity; transmitter-gated monoatomic ion channel activity involved in regulation of postsynaptic membrane potential. The annotation marks the transcript as partial. Gene Ontology annotation, cellular component: postsynaptic membrane; presynaptic membrane; plasma membrane. The transcript is spliced from 6 exons. Gene Ontology annotation, biological process: synaptic transmission, glutamatergic; modulation of chemical synaptic transmission. The record is from RefSeq and is a predicted model, not a curated record.